AGCAGCAGAAACGACGGACGUAAACAAAGCGGACCUCCACAAGCUAAGUGGACAAAAUGUUGCUUUCGGUGAAAUAGUCACUGGAAAUCAUAGUUUUUUUUUCCUCGUUUUUUUUCUCAUGUCUUUACGGAGUUAAUCUCCCAGCCAGCGUCGGAAGGAGUCUCUGUUCGCAGAGACGCUAACAAAUUAGCCUCCUGCUAGCUGGGUUAGCUUCGGUAAACCUUAGGUAACGGGAUUUUUCCAGUUCUGGUGGAAACAUUGUCACCUAAGUCAGUGUUUCAUUUAUAUCCCUUGUGUUUUUCCCCCAGUCAUGUUGAAUAACUCGGAAUAUGUUAAAGUAAUGACACGGUGAGUUAGCUCACAGUGAUGCAGCGAGUGAUUUAAAGAGCCGUUGAUCUGGAUAGCUAGAUAGAGGAUCUCCCUCCAUCAUUUCCUCCCGGAUAGAUGGCCACCUAAGGAACCGCCGCGAUCUGGAGGUGGACUGAGAUGUUCAGCUUGAUGGCGAACUGCUGCAGCUGGCUAAAACGGUGGAGAGAGCCUGCCAGGAAAGUGACCCUGGUGAUGGUGGGCCUGGAUAAUGCGGGAAAGACGGCGGCGGUGCGAGGAAUACAGGGAGAGAAUCCGCAGGACUUGGCUCCCACUGUAGGCUUCUCCAAGGUGGACCUGAAGCAGGGAAAGUUUGAGGUGACCAUCUUUGACCUUGGAGGUGGGAAGAGGAUCCGGGACAUCUGGAAGAACUACUACUCGGAGUCCCACGGCGUGGUGUUUGUGGUGGACUCCAGCGACGUGCAGCGGAUCCAGGAGACGCGGGAGACAAUGGCGCAGGUCCUUCAGCACCCGCGCAUCGCUGGGAAACCCGUGCUGGUACUUGCCAACAAACAAGACCUGGAAGGAGCGCUGGCUGAAGCAGACAUCAUUGAGAACCUGUCGCUAGAAAAGCUUGUUAACGAAAACAAGUGUCUCUGUCAGAUUGAACCAUGCUCUGCCAUUUUAGGCUGUGGAAAAAAGGUGGACAAGUCCAUCAAGAAAGGCCUGAGCUGGCUCCUCAGCAACAUAGCCAAAGACUACGAGGCCAUUGCUGAGCGCGUGCAGAAGGACACGGCGGAGCAGCGCGCUCUGGAGGAGCAGGACAAGAAGGAGAGGGCCGAAAGAGUGAGACGGAUACGGGAGGAGAGAGAACGGCUGGAGAGGGAGGAGGCAGAGCGAGAAGGAAGGCCAGUCCAGGAAGAGGAAGCUGAUAACGAGAGCAUACAGAGCCCCUUCCAGCCCAUCGGAAACCUGAUCUCCAAGAAAGAAGAGCAAGAGCCUGAGAGGAAGGAGCAAAUAGAGCUUCAGGAAGACAGGAGCAAUGGUCCGAAGGAGAGCUUGGAAAACGAGGAAGAAGAGUUUGAGGAAGAAAAUGCUGGAGAGCCCAAUCACACGAGACCAACACCAGAAAACACACCUUUAGGUGAGCAUAGCAAGAAGAAGUCGAGCAAGCUGCACCUGAAGAGGAAACACAGGGUAGACCCGCUGAGGACGGACGAAGGGCCAGCAGAGAGCCCCACGCCGCCGCCUCCACCUGUGGGAUGGGCCACUCCCAAAGUCUCCAGGCUGCCCAAACUAGAGCCUCUGGGAGACUCUGGACAUUCUGAUUUUUACAAGAAGCCCCUCCCACCGCUGGUGAACAGGUCACGACCUAACGGCGACUCCCAGGACGUCAUCUCAUAAAGCUCCUAUAAUGACUGACUGAGGUCAGCCGGCCACCAAUCACAGCUCUCUUCUGUGCUUUUUGUCUCAAGCGAAUGGCGUGGAGACAACCAAACCAAAUGGAUCGACCGGUGCGGGUACCGCUGAGGGAAGGGUGUUGGCUCAGAGUGCUGGGGAGUGACAUCCCUACACUAAUGCUGAUCUUUCAUUUAAAAAAAAAAACUAAGCUUGAGGCUAAACCUGCUUGAACUGUCAAAUUCCAUCUGGAUUUUAUUUUAUUUUUUGUACUAUUGGUCAGUAUUGAAAGUUGGGGAAACAGCAUUUUCUACUUAAAACACUUUAAACCGAAAAAGAAUGUAAAUAAAACCUUCUCUAACAUUAGCACGAAGGUUAUCCAUAUUUAAAAGAACUUUUUUUUUUUAAAGUAAAAUUGGUGUUUUAAAACAAAACUAUCGACCGAAAACAGAUUCCUCUAUGUUUUCUGCCAAGUUUUUUUAAUGUAGGAACCACAAAAAAUAUUUGGUUUCUCAUCGCCAUAUAAAAAAUAGUCUGUUUUUGCACUCUGAGAUCAAUAGAUUGAAAUUGAUCGUGAUCAGAGGUGGAACUAUACAUUAACCGAUGGGUACGUUUUUGUUUCAUGUGUUGAUAAAUAUCAGUGGUGUGCUGGGACCAUUUUCCACCCCGGAAGAUUCAAAUCCAACCUGAAAUAACUCAUCUACAAUAUCAAUUAUGUCUCUACACUGAUAUUACAACCCUAAUAUAUAUGUUGCAUAUAUGGCUCAGAAGCACUUGUUCCCUACCUAACUUCUAUUUUAACUGUGAUGCAGCUGCUCAGGUGCUAUCAAAAUCAGGCAAUAAUUGAAGAAUUAGAUGAUUAGCAGGCAUCUAUAUAAUGAAUCACAUGAACAAUUAUAGAUGCAUUUAUAUUUAAAUUUAUAUAUUUGCCUUUAAAUAAUUGCACAGUUGAAAUGUUUAAACUCUCUUUAUUUUAAAAGUAAAUAUAAAUGUAGGUAUAUUACAGAUUUGUGACGACAUUUAUAAUGGUGAAUGAUAACAUACACCGUUAGGAACCAGUUGUAGGGCCCAUGCUGAUUGUGUAAAAACUGGCAUUGAGGGAAUGACAUGCUAUCCUGGGUGUGUACGCAAUACAAAGGGUGUGUUGCAUAUUUGCAACAAUAGGCAUCGGGAGGUUAACUAGCACACACAACUUCAACCCUUCCCAACGUGUUUUAUUUGUGGUGGCACUAGGAGCUGUGAUUUCAUUUAGAUUGAUACAGCUCAGGUGCUACAAAGAUCAGGUUAUUUGGUUAAAUAUUUUCAUUUUUAUUCAUUAAACAAUUUCCGAUUCCCAAAACAUGCACUAGUUUUCCCGAUUCUCCAAAUAAAUGUGUAGUGCUAACUUUGUAAUGGAAAUAAUUCUCUUGAUCUAUUUAUUUUUAUCCAUUAUCUAUUCAAUAUCAAUUUGUCAAUUCAGAGCAGAAUCUGAUAUUAGCGCCAGACAAGCUCUACUAUGAGUGUUAGUCGUUAACCGCUUCAGCUUUGCAGCAGCAUUUAAGGAAUUGUACCCAAAUUCAGUUGUUUAUCCAUUAAGAAAAAUUGGUAUUUUAAGUGAUUUAAAGUCAAAAAGCAAAAAAACUUAAGCUAAAUAUGCCCAACUCCACUACUUCCUGAACUUCAGCCAGCUCCUUUUUUUCAUUACAGGACAAACUGCUCAAUCCAGGUGUGUCUGGCUGUUGUCGUCAUGGUUACUGUGGUCACGCAAACCUGGAUUGAUCAGUUUUUCCAGUGAUGAAUCACAAGAAACAAAGAAUGUGAAAAUAUAGCCCAUUAAUGUUAAGAAACCACUCCAUAGCGGCUCACUGAUGAACCAGCCCAAUCGUAAUGAUUACCCAGCAUGCCACUGAAUUAAACAUUUACAGUCAUUGGGGGG
Molecule: messenger RNA, 3619 nt
Organism: Cyprinodon variegatus (sheepshead minnow)
Lineage: Eukaryota; Metazoa; Chordata; Actinopteri; Cyprinodontiformes; Cyprinodontidae
Gene: arl13b
Product: ADP ribosylation factor like GTPase 13B
Exons: 10
Coding region: 487-1710 (407 amino acids)
Biological process (GO): non-motile cilium assembly; receptor localization to non-motile cilium
Cellular component (GO): non-motile cilium; ciliary membrane; motile cilium
Molecular function (GO): GTPase activity; GTP binding
Source: RefSeq, a predicted model, not a curated record